Cinclus cinclus is the source of this 2317-nucleotide messenger RNA. It is a transcript of the gene IBA57, whose product is annotated as iron-sulfur cluster assembly factor IBA57. Bases 67 to 1053 code for a protein of 328 amino acids. The transcript is spliced from 3 exons. Gene Ontology annotation, cellular component: mitochondrial matrix. Gene Ontology annotation, molecular function: protein binding. The record is from RefSeq and is a predicted model, not a curated record. Lineage: Eukaryota; Metazoa; Chordata; Aves; Passeriformes; Cinclidae.
ACACACACAAGAUGGCGGCGGCGGCGGCGGCGAACGGCGGCGGCGGGAGUUUCUGACGGCGCCGCCAUGUUGGUGAGGGCAGUAACGGCGCCCGCGCUGCGCCGGUGGUGCCGGGGCCGGCGGGGAGCGGCCGCCGCCUGUUUCCCGCUGGACCGGGCGCUGCUGGGCGUGCGGGGCGCCGAGGCCGCCGUGUUCCUGCAGGGGUUGCUCACCAAUGACGUCACGCCACUGGUGGCGGCGGGCGACGCCCCCCCCGCGCUGUACGCGCACGCGCUGAACGUGCAGGGCCGCUGCCUGUAUGACGUCAUCCUGUACAGGCUGCACAGGAGCACAGCAGAGGAGCCUCACAUCCUGCUGGAGUGCGACAGCAGCGUGCUGGAUUCCAUCCAGAAACACCUGAAACUCUACAAGAUCCGCAGGAAAGUUGCCAUCGCCCCCUGCCCUGACCUCUCCCUGUGGGCUGUCAUCCCUGGGGAGCAGCCUGGGGAUGCCAGUUCCCUCCCAAAAUCUGCAGACCAGGCUCUGGUCUUAACUCCUGACCCCAGGGCAGAAGUCAUGGGCUGGAGACUGAUUGCAAAGAAAGGAGCAAAUCUGUCAGAGAUUAUCCCUGGGAGCCAAGUUGGAGAUGUUCAGGACUACCACAGGCACAGGUAUAAACAAGGCAUUCCCGAAGGGGUGAAAGAUCUCCCUCCUGGAGUCGCCCUCCCGCUGGAAUCCAACCUGGCCUUCCUGAACGGCAUCAGCUUCACCAAGGGCUGCUACAUCGGGCAGGAGCUGACAGCCAGGACCCACCACAUGGGAGUGAUCCGCAAGCGGCUGCUGCCCGUCAGCUUCCCGGGAUCCCCGCCCAGCUCCGGCAUCCCCCCGGGCACGGAGAUCCUCACCCAGUCGGGAAAGCGUGCCGGCAGGUUCCGUGCCGGGCAGGGAGAGCUCGGCAUAGCCCUGCUGAGGCUGGCUCAUGCCAAGGAGCCGCUCUGCAUCCGCCUGCCAGGGGACGCGGUGAGGCUCAGCGCCAGCACGCCCCCGUGGUGGCCCAAAGCUGCUGCUAAAUAGACCAGGGCAGCAGCGUUUGCCUUAAGGAGAGGUUGGGUCGUGUGGGGGGGAUUUGGGAAUUCCUGCUGUUUGUCUGGGGUCUUGCAGGAUUCCUCAAAUCGGGGCUGAACAGCGGGAACCCAGAGCUGUGGUGGAUCACUGGGCUGGAUCUUCCACUGAGUGCCGCGGAGGGACAAACCCAGGGAACUGCAUUUGUCCUUUCCUGGGGUGCCGUGAGUGGUUGGCUCGGUCCCUGUGUGUUUAGGGGGUGCCCUGUGUUGGGAUGGAUUCUCCAGGCUGACACUCCCUCCCUCAGACUAUGCUUUGUGUGUGUGGAUCAGGAGUUUCCCCAUUCCACGCACAGAUUUUACAGUUCAGAAUAACCAUUCUGUGGUAUUAUAAUUUUACUCUUUUUUUGUUUGUUUGUUUUGAGUGGAGACCAUGCUGCUCUUAUUAAGAUGUAUUCUCAGGCUGAAGUUUUUUGCUGCAAAUUCCUCCUUGCAUUGAGCUUCUUAAACUUGCUGGUGGGGCUGGCAUUUCUUCCCAGCUCUGGAAUUGUGUUCAGAACAAGGAGCACCUUGUGCUUCACGUGUCAGACCUUGAUUUCAGCUCAUCCCAGCUGGGAAAGUGAGGUCCCAAACCUCCUGGUCCUUUCUCCUGCUUGAGGUGCCAGUGGAGGGAGCACAGCAGGUUCCUCUGCCUCCCAUUCCUCAAACCAUUUUUUGGGAAAGGGAUAUUUUCAAUGCCACGUGUGCUGGCUUAGCCUGGCCUUCCUGAGGGAGGAUUUUCAGCAGGUUCUGGCUCUGCACCUCCGAGCUCUGGACCCCUCACACCCUGUCCCUGCUGCCACCUGCAGCUGAGGUUUUCUCCAUCCACCACCCCGAGGGUUUUCAGAGCAAUCCAAUGCCUUGGCAUUUCUUUGCUUCAUUAUUUUCGUGGCUGCCAACACUCCUCUGCUUCCCCAGUUUUUCUUCUUGCUGCAACAUAUUCCUCUCCUUUUCCAAAGCCAACCAGCUCCGUGCCUCCUGACCCUGUCAACCUGCAGUGAUUUAUAGGAACACUUUUUAUCUUUGUAUUGCAAUAAAUCCAUUACACAGUGAGAGAGCUGCCCAGGUGAGAUCCCAUUUUGUCCAAAAAAACCCCAAAAAACCAAAAACCUUUGCAUGAAUAUUUGUAACAAAACCUGCCCAAAAUCACAUUCUUCUCUGUUUCAAUGUUACUGUGAAAGAAAUUUGUCUGUAAAAAUGCUUAUAUCGAUUAAAACUCUAUGGUUGCUGUAAAAUGA